CCAGCAUGGCGCGGCCGCGCGCGUGUCUGCAACUGGAAAAAGACUUCGUGCUCGACUGUGUGGCCGUGGGCUCCGUGGCUCGCGCCUAUGGCAGUGUGCGGCCCAAGCUGUGGUCAGCGAUCCCACCCUACAACGCGCAGCAGGACCCGCACGCCUGCCGCUACUUCCGCAGCCGCCCGGUGCUACCCGUGCUGCGCAGGACUGACCAGGAUCACUGUGGUACAAGUCGGGAUGGCUGGAUAGUAGACUAUUUCCACAUUUUUGGGCAGGGACAGCGAUACCUCAACAGGAGAAACUGGGCAGGGGCAGGGCAUUCCCUCCAGCAGGUCACUGGCCAUGACUACUACAAUGCCCAUCUGAAGCUGGGCCCGGGCCCCAACGGCCGGUUUGGCUACCGCAGGAACACUCCGGCCCUGCGCCAGCGGCCCUCGGUGUUCGGAGAGGUCACACCAUUUCCUCUCUACUGACGGCAGCACUGCCCUUCAUAGCUCCUCAGCCCUGC
Octodon degus (degu) is the source of this 502-nucleotide messenger RNA. RefSeq names its product chromosome unknown C17orf98 homolog (gene Spmap1). The transcript has 3 exons. The record is from RefSeq and is a predicted model, not a curated record. The coding region runs from base 6 to 467 and encodes 153 amino acids. NCBI's taxonomy places the organism in Eukaryota, Metazoa, Chordata, Mammalia, Rodentia, Octodontidae.